Prinia subflava (tawny-flanked prinia) is the source of this 2246-nucleotide messenger RNA. Its product is annotated as feather beta keratin-like. The transcript has 2 exons. NCBI's taxonomy places the organism in Eukaryota, Metazoa, Chordata, Aves, Passeriformes, Cisticolidae. Gene Ontology annotation, molecular function: structural constituent of cytoskeleton. Gene Ontology annotation, cellular component: intermediate filament. The coding region runs from base 489 to 779 and encodes 96 amino acids. The record is from RefSeq and is a predicted model, not a curated record.
ACAGAUAAUAUUUUUUUUUCUCAUUUUUCCCUCUUUUCCUGCUCAUUUCCAGGCCUGCCCUGCCAAAUUCAACUCCCACCUGAUGGGAGUUGGGAAUUCCCAGUUCCAGGCCGUCAUUCCCAAUUUGCCGCGAAUCCUCACAACCUUGUUAUACCUUUUUUUCCCCUAAUUUUUCCCUCUUUUCCUGCUCAUUUCCAGGCCUGCCCUGCCAAAUUCAACUCCCACCAGAUAAGAGUUGGGAAUUCCCAAUUCCAGGCCGCCAUUCCCAAUUUGCCGCGAAUCCUCACAACCUUGUUAUACAUUUUUUUCCCCUAAUUUUUCCCUCUUUUCCUGCUCAUUUCCAGGCCUGCCCUGCCAAAUUCAACUCCCACUUGAUAGGAGUUGGGAAUUCCCAGUUCCAGGCCGCCAUUCCCAAUUUGCCGCGAAUCCUCACAACCUUGUUAUACAUUUUUUUCCCCUAAUUUUUCCUCUCAUUCCCAGGCCUGCUCAUGUCUCCCUUCCACGAGUUCUGCCUGCCCCCGGGCCUGGCUUGCCCCGAGCCCUUCGCCGUGACCCGCAACGAGACCUGCGUCAUCAAAUACCCCGACACCGUGGUGGACAUCGUGGAGCCCGACAUGCCCCCGUACUCGGUCAUCUACCCCGGGCCCACGCUGACCACCUUCCCCCAGCAGACCGUGGUGGGCUCCACGGCCCUGCUGGACAUCCAGAACCUGCUGGGCUCCCGGGGGUACCCCGGGUUCGGGGGCCAACCUAAACCUUGCCUGGAUAUCUGUGGAUAGACUGGAAAAGGCACAGCCCGAGCAGUCAGACAGAGCCCGACUAAAGUUUAUGGAUAAUGGAUUCUAGAAGUGCCGAGCUCCCACUGCCCCAGGUUGAUCCCGUCCAUCCCGGCCCUGGACGCUUCCAGGGGUGGAAAAUUCAUGGAAUAACCUGAGCCAGGCCAUCCUCACCCUCCCGAGGUUGCCAUGGAGUCCAUAAAUCCAGGGAUCCCUGGCACUAGACCUGCCCGAGGACUAGGAUUUCCAAACUACGAGAGAACUGAAAUUUCUCUAUUGACCUCAUUGUAAAUUAGGAUGAACCAAAGCCCAGAAUUUUCCAAGAAACCAGAUUUUUAAAAAUUCUCUCUCUCUCUUUUUUUUUUUUUUUUUUUUGGUUUAUGAAAAGCUGUGUGUCAAUAAAUUCGUUUUUAUGCCAACGCCGACGUUUUAUUAUCGAUUUCUCUCAAAAUAAAAAACUACAAAAUCCACCCAAACGAUAUGACUGAAAACCUUGGGUUCCAAAAAUGAAAUUUUAUCCAAAUUCCCCUUCAUUGGUAAAUUUUAUUGAACCAGCAUUUUAAAAGAAACAAAUAAAUCAGCUCUACUUGGCAUUUCUGAAAAUUCGGGAUUUGUAGAUCCUUGCUGUGCUUUAUUCCUGCUUAGCCCAAACAUGUAACGCUCUCCCAGCUUCUUUUCCUGUCUUUCUCUCAUUUAAUGCAAGCCAAGGGGAAAAAAAGAAAACCAAAAUCAAAAUAUUUACAGCAACUGUAAGAGCAAAUCUCUUUUUGCUAAAAUCUAUGAAAAUCGUGGGAGUGGGGAUUUGUUGUGGACCCUCCUGGAAUUCUUUGAUUUUCUCCUUUUCCGGUGAGUUUUGCGCUUGUAAUUUGAGCUUCUCGUUCCCAUUAAAUGCUGUCAUGCAGAUGCACUUUUGGGUUUUGCUUUUUUAGGAUGGUUUGGAGUGGAAGGGACCCCGAAAAUCACCCAGUGCCACCCCCUGCAUGGGCAGGGCCGUUCCCGCUGUCCCUUGGAUGCUCCAGGGAUGGGGAAUCCGUGGGAUCACCCAGGCCAGGGCCCCACAGGGAACAAUUCCUCCCCAAAUCCAACCCAAAUUUCCUCUGGUUCAGUCUGAAUCCACUCAAAAUUGAUAAAAUUUUGCCUUUUCCCAAAGUUCAUCCCACCUGGAUUUUGGGGUGAAAUGCUGCUGCCCCCAGGUGCUGGGCCCAGCACAAAAAUGCAGAUUUUUUUUUUGUUGUUUAAUUAAUUGAAGCGCUGGAAUGAAUUUUCCAUCCGACUCAUGAGGCUGUUCCCCAAAAAUAGGACAAAAAUCCUGGGCCAAGCGUGUGCAGGCAGGACCUGGGCACUGUCACCCUCCCCAGGGCACCAGGCUGGGACAAGCUGGGCGAGGAGAAACUGCAAUGUGGGAAAAAAAUAAAUAUAAAUAUUUUAUAUUAUGGGCAGGGACAAUCUGCAAGGUGGGAAAAAAAUAAA